Molecule: messenger RNA, 282 nt
Organism: Babesia ovata
Lineage: Eukaryota; Apicomplexa; Aconoidasida; Piroplasmida; Babesiidae
Exons: 1
Coding region: 1-282 (93 amino acids)
Source: RefSeq, a predicted model, not a curated record
AUGGAGGUAGUGCGAGGUGUCGUUGUUGUUGACUGCGGCGUGAAGCGCUACGAGUUUCUCAUCGGUCGCCACAUCGUUGCACAGGUUGAUGAUAUCGAUGGCCACGUUGUUUUUCUUGAGCAGUUUGCCCAGCAUGACGUAGUGUGUGCAGUCCUCCUUAACAGGGCUGGCGAAGAAGCAGAUGAUGCGCUGCUGCUGCGACUUGUUGAGCCUGUGCUUGAGUGCAAGUUGCGCUGUCUGUAUCCCCUUGAUGAACUCGCUCUCGCCGUAAGGUGUGACUAG